AUGUACAUUAGAGCCAGUACAUUUCUCCUGCUGAGCUACCUGAGUUAUGAGAACAGCAUCAAGCAUCCAAAGCAGUCCAUUCAAACCAGCUUGGUUGUGAUAUGGGCAUUGCGGUUGGGUUUGUAUCUCUUUACACGAAUAUUGAAGUCUGGGAAGGACAGAAGAUUCAACCAGAUUCGAGGAAACCCUGCUGCAUUUCAUCUCCUUCAGUAUGCCCCUCAUACUUGAGCCAGUACAUUUCUCCUGCUGAGCUACCUGAGUUAUGAGAACAGCAUCAAGCAUCCAAAACAGUCCAUUCAAACCAGCUUGGUUGUGAUAUGGGCAUUGCGGUUGGGUUUGUAUCUCUUUACACGAAUAUUGAAGUCUGGGAAGGACAGAAGAUUCAACCAGAUUCGAGGAAACCCUGCUGCAUUUCUUGCUGUAUGGAUGGCACAAGGUGUCUGGGUAGCUGUGGCUCUGAUUCCUACUCUGCUUGUAAACCAGAAGAGCCAGAGGGAUCUUCAACCAGACAUUUUAUGGAUUGAAUACCUUGGUUGGACCCAAUGGGUUGUGGGCUUUGCUGUGGAGGUUGUUGCUGAUUAUCAAAAAGCAGUCUUCCGCAAUGAUGAAAAGAACCAAGGAAAGUUCAUCAGAACGGGGCUGUGGAGUGUAUCCCGCCAUCCAAAUUACUUUGGUGAAAUUUUGCUUUGGUUUGGGCUCUAUAUGGCAGCUUUCCCCAGCCUCAGGGAUCUGGAACACUGGAGCAUUCUGUCCCCUGUCCUGAACAUGUUCAUCAUUGUGGGCUUCAGUGGACUUCCACCACUUGAGACCUAUGCUGCCAAAAAGUGGGGAAAGGACCCUGAAUAUCAGAAGUACAAAGCAAAGACUCCCAUUCUUGUUCCUAAACUAUGGUAGAGUAUCUGUUGCAUUUCACAUUGAGGCUAGAAGUGAUUCCAAACUUCAUUCCCAUUCUAUAUAAGCCAUUGUUGGAGAGAUUUGUUGAUUUUUAUCAGUGCAGUUAUUUCACAUGAAUGAGUCCCCAAUAUUUUGUUAUACAUUUCAUAAUUUCAUAUAUUAAAAUUAU
Molecule: messenger RNA, 1063 nt
Organism: Darwinula stevensoni
Lineage: Eukaryota; Metazoa; Arthropoda; Ostracoda; Podocopida; Darwinulidae
Source: the annotation of a GenBank genome assembly